Molecule: messenger RNA, 1366 nt
Organism: Aspergillus alliaceus
Lineage: Eukaryota; Fungi; Ascomycota; Eurotiomycetes; Eurotiales; Aspergillaceae
Product: Sodium/calcium exchanger protein-domain-containing protein
Exons: 3
Coding region: 57-1127 (356 amino acids)
Biological process (GO): intracellular calcium ion homeostasis; calcium ion transmembrane transport
Cellular component (GO): fungal-type vacuole membrane
Molecular function (GO): calcium:proton antiporter activity
Source: RefSeq, a predicted model, not a curated record
CCUCAACCUGAGCAUUUCACACCCCUCCCUUCCUCUCCCUUCCUCUCUCGUCCACCAUGGGUGGUGCGAUUCAACGGAAUGCCUGGCAUACUGUCCAGGUUACUCUUUCGAGUUACACCAAUGUGAUGUUGAUAUUUGUCGUCUUAGGAAUCCUAUCUGGCGCUCGAGGAUGGGAUCCAUCAGCCGUCUUUAUGCUUAACUUUCUCGCCAUUUUUCCUCUGGCAUCCCUGCUCUCCUUUGCAACGGAGGAGCUGUCUAAAAGUGUUGGGCAAACCGUGGGGGGGUUGAUUAAUGCGACUUUUGGAAAUGCGGUCGAAAUGAUUGUUGGAAUUACUGCUGUAACUCAGGGGGAGAUCAAUAUUGUCCAGUCGAGUAUGGUCGGCAGUAUCCUUUCCGGAACGCUUCUGGUCUUAGGAUGCUGUUUCUUAUGUGGAGGGUAUGGCAAAGAGACCCUCUCCUUCAACAUCGAUGUCACCCAAGUUAUGUCGUCCUUAAUGAUCGUCGCCUCCGCAUCCCUCAUCAUUCCUUCAGCCUUAUACUCGACCACUCUGUUCGAAUUACAGGAAGGCGAUGAUUAUAUCCUUGGUUUAUCGCAUAUCACUGCAAUUCUGCUGCUCCUCUUUUACUUGGCCUACCUAUACUUCCAACUGAAAAGCCACGCCCACCUCUUCGCCGGCACCGAGGAAUCGGACGAGAAGCGUGAGUUGGAGCCUCUUCCCGCCAGUAUCGUGCUAGUCCUUGCCACUCUGGGAGUCACCGUCUGUUCCGACUAUUUGGUGGAGGGCGUGGAUGGGUUUGUAGAGGUAUACGGAGUUAGCCGGGCCUUCUUGGGGAUGAUUGUCGUCCCUAUCGUAGGGAACGCGGGCGAAUUCGCCAUCACAGUGAACGCCGCCAUGGGUGGGAAGUUAGAUCUCGCUAUCGGGGUAAUUGCUGGCAGCACGCUCCAGAUUGCGCUCUUUGUGACCCCGUUCCUGGUGAUGUGUGGAUGGGCUCUUGGGCAGCCGAUGUCUUUGCGGUUCAACACUUUCGAAACUGCUUGUUUCUCUCUUGCUGUGGUGGUGAUGAACUGCCUGAUCCGAGAGGGCAAGUCUAAUUAUUUUGAGGGGUUAUUGCUCAUCGGGACGUAAGUGUCCCAACCUCUUUGUUUUUCUUCCCUUCUGACCAACCGUCCCUCUAACCCGACCGUGCAGGUAUUUAAUCAUCGCGAUCGCAUUCUAUGUACACCCAGACGUGCCAGAUAAUCUGGUAAUGGCAUGAAUUCUUAGUAUAGAUGAUACCAAAACCAGUAAAGCCAUUCUAGAUUUUCUGAAGUAAACAAUGGAUCCAUGGCUCUUUUCAGGCAACACUCAGCCUUAUGAAAGUCUCG